CCAACCUUCUCCCUUUUCGCAGCAUUGGACUGUAAUCGGUCGCGCAAAAUCGACUCGCGCCCAUAUCGCCUAUACCACAGGACAUCUAGAUUACCUACCAAACAAAGAGGUUACGCUGCUAUAGCGUUGCAGCAGCAGCAGCCGCCUCUUCCCACGACUGUGAUCCGUGACGACAUCCCGUCAAUUUGAGUUUGCCUUCGAAUCCAUUCUGGCCUUCUGCCCUUGCCCUUCGCCCCAAUCACUCUUUUCCUAUUCGUGUACCACAUAGGCCGAUUAAACAUCGUCGUCAUGGCGGAAACUGCCAUCGUUUCCAAGACCGAGACGAAAUCGCCGAAGCGGUCGUCGCCGUCAAACAAAGCUGAAGAUCCCGAAUCCAAGAGACCAGAAUCAAAUGCGGAUACUACCACGAAACCUUUGGCCCCUCCGCCGCGACCCGUGCCUGCACAGGGAACACCCGACUACUUCAACCCCGGAUUGGGUGGCUCGCUAAGCCUCGAGCCUAAUCCAUUCGAACAAUCUUUCGGAGCACCACCGGAGACUCCCGGAGGCACCAAGUUACCCUCCGUCGCGGCACUGACAUCUCCCUCAUCGUUACUUCCAGGCAGUGGUGCGACACCGUUCAACUGGGGAGGCGGUUCAUUGCGCACUGGUCCGUUGAGCCCAGCAAUGCUUUCGGGGCCGACGAAUGAUUAUUUUGGGGACACACAUCAUCUGCGUGGCGGAUUCCCCACGCCCAACGAGUCUUCGCUGAGGACAGGCUUGACGCCAGGAGGAGGCGGGUCUAUGUUUCCUGCUGCCAGCCCAAGUGCUCAAGCUUUUAUGAACGGAGGAACGACACCGAGCACUCUUGAUUUCCAUCGGACAGCUCUUGCUGCGGCAGCAGCCAAGCGAGAGGCAGGUAUUAACCAGACCCAAAACCAAUCGCAAACACAGCCGCCCCAGCAACAGUCGCUCCCUGCAACAUCGCAGCCUGAGGAUAUGGCAAACGGAAAUGUAAAGGCCGAAGCCAAGCCUGCUCCAGGGCCGUUUGAUCCGCAUGAUAAUGAUGCGGCAAACGGCCUCUUUAUGUUGGCUCAGGGUCGCAACGGUGCGCAGCCUCAAAACAACUACGCUGUUCAACAGCCGCCGCAAGCGCACGCGCAUGCGCAUCCUCCCCCACCACCUCCUGCGAUCAAGACAUCACCUCACAUGAACACCGUUAAUGGAACUUCAGGGGCACCGCCUAGCGCCACAAGGAGUGACCGAACGGGAAGCGUUGGGUCGGACGAUGUGGAGCAAAGCAGGCCUUCAACCCGAGGCAAAGCUAGUAAGAAGAGCACGACAACAGCAGCACCUGCAACUAAUGGCAAGAGGAAGCGCAGUGAUGCCCAACCAGUCAAAGCACCAAACUCCAAGCAGGUCAAGGCUAAUGGAAAUGGCAUGCCUCACUUCAGCCCUGAGCCUGAGAUGUCGGAUGAUGAUGAGGACGAGAUGAAGUUGGAUAAGGAGGGCAACCCCAAAGGCAAACAGACAGAUGAGGAGAAGCGCAAGAACUUUUUGGAGCGUAACAGGGUGGCCGCUCUCAAAUGCCGACAGCGCAAAAAGCAAUGGCUGGCUAAUUUACAGAGCAAGGUUGAAAUGUACGGCGCUGAGAACGAAAACCUUACAGCUCAAAUUGGUCAGUUGCGUGAAGAAGUUGUGAACCUAAAAACAUUACUUCUUGCCCACAAGGACUGUAAUGUUACCCAGGCACAGGGACUUCAGGGGCAGUUCAUGCAGCAACCGCCAAUGGACCACUUCAACGCGCAAAUGAAUCCUUAUGGUUUGGCGCCAGCAGGAAUGCCACCGCAGCCAGUUAUCGCCAACGGUGGUCAGAGGCGGUAUUCAUAGAACGAAUCUGCCGCGAUCCUCGACAUGAUGGCGCAAGAUGCUGUGAGACGGCGAUCGGCAUCAAGCCGGAGCAGUGGCUCUUCUGUGGCCCUAAAAAAAUCGCCGUCGGGUCAACCCUGAAAUGUCUCGACCGAUCAUCAUGAAUGGUCUUUUUCUAUGGGAUAAUUACUUAUAGACAUCUGCUAGGGGAUCUUCUGGUCCCUCGGCAUGUCAAGCAUUUUCAUGUGCACACGAUUUAUCAAACUCACUGGGUAUAAUAAGGGCGUGGUGUUUGUUCGCUUGGGAGCAUUGAACUGUACAGCAACAAGAAGACAGUCGGCGCUCAGGUUUAACUUUUUUUUUUCACGAUUUGGAGUUUUUCGUCUUUUUGAUUUUUUAUGGAUUUUUGUUUUCUCUUCUAUUUCUCUUCAUGUUCUACGGUUAUUCUUACUUGUCUUUUUCUUAAACUUUCAAUCUUUUCUUACUUUACCUCACUAGCUUUUACACUUGAACUUCUACUUUCAGCCUCGAUUCGAGCAACCGUCUUGGGGGCUCCAAAAGGACACACGCAAAAAGGUUGGAGAUGGGCGUUGGGGGGUUCUGCACUGGCUUCUUUUGUGUUUUUGUCGAGAUAUUCUCGGUUUCCUAGAGUACGUUUUCAUGGGAUGAACAAGCCUGUUCGGCCUUUCAACGCGUACGGGUUCGUGUGCGCUGUCUGUCUACAUGAAUCCAGACAUGAGGGUUGUUCUCCCCGAUCAGCAAGUUGUGUGGGAGGCAGAUUCCUUUCAGGUACAAUUGGUAUGAUUUAGAUCUAGUCAAUCUAUGCAAAGC
This is a messenger RNA of Pyricularia grisea, 2679 nucleotides long. RefSeq lists its product as uncharacterized. Bases 289 to 1869 code for a protein of 526 amino acids. Gene Ontology annotation, biological process: regulation of transcription by RNA polymerase II. NCBI's taxonomy places the organism in Eukaryota, Fungi, Ascomycota, Sordariomycetes, Magnaporthales, Pyriculariaceae. Gene Ontology annotation, molecular function: DNA-binding transcription factor activity, RNA polymerase II-specific; RNA polymerase II cis-regulatory region sequence-specific DNA binding. The record is from RefSeq and is a predicted model, not a curated record. The transcript has 3 exons.